GCCGCGCCCGGGAGCCGAGGGCGGCAGCGCGAUGGCAGUCUCCGAGCUCUACACAAAGUCUGCCAGGGUUUGGAUCCCUGAUCCAGAGGAAGUCUGGAAGUCAGCAGAACUUCUCAAAGAUUAUAAACAAGGAGAUAAAAUCAUCCAGAUUCGACUCGAAGAGGGAAAGGAAAUAGAAUAUUGCCUUGAUCCUAAGACCAAGGAACUGCCUCCUUUACGAAACCCUGACAUACUUGUUGGUGAAAAUGAUCUCACAGCACUCAGUUAUCUCCAUGAACCUGCUGUUCUACACAACCUCAAAGUUCGCUUUAUUGAUUCAAAACUCAUUUAUACCUAUUGCGGUAUCGUCUUGGUAGCCAUAAAUCCGUAUGAGCAGCUGCCUAUCUAUGGCGAAGACAUCAUCAAUGCAUACAGUGGUCAGAAUAUGGGGGAUAUGGAUCCACACAUCUUUGCUGUGGCUGAAGAAGCAUAUAAACAGAUGGCCAGAGAUGAACGGAAUCAGUCAAUCAUUGUAAGUGGGGAAUCUGGAGCAGGAAAGACUGUCUCUGCUAAGUAUGCCAUGAGAUAUUUUGCCACUGUAAGUGGUUCUGCCAGUGAAGCUAAUGUUGAAGAGAAAGUACUGGCUUCCAACCCUAUCAUGGAGUCCAUCGGAAAUGCCAAAACCACAAGGAAUGACAAUAGUAGUCGUUUUGGAAAGUACAUUGAAAUUGGUUUCGAUAAGAGAUACCGAAUCCUUGGUGCUAACAUGAGAACUUACCUCUUAGAAAAAUCAAGAGUGGUAUUUCAGGCAGAAGAGGAGAGAAAUUAUCACAUUUUCUACCAGCUCUGUGCCUCUGCAGCAUUACCUGAGUUUAAAACACUGCGAUUAGGCAAUGCAAAUUACUUUCACUAUACGAAGCAAGGGGGUAGUCCAGUGAUUGACGGCAUUGAUGAUGCUAAGGAAAUGGUACACACCAGACAGGCCUGCACUUUGCUAGGGAUUAAUGAUUCCUACCAGAUGGGAAUCUUUCGAAUCCUCGCUGGGAUCCUUCACCUGGGCAACGUGGGGUUUACCUCUCGGGAUGCUGACAGCUGCACAAUCCCUCACAAACAUGAACCCCUCACCAUCUUCUGUGACCUCAUGGGGGUGGAGUACCAAGAGAUGUCCCACUGGCUUUGCCAUAGGAAGCUUGCUACUGCCUCUGAGACCUACAUCAAACCAAUUUCCAAACUGCAGGCCAUCAAUGCCAGAGAUGCUCUUUGCAAACAUAUCUACGCUAAACUCUUUAACUGGAUUGUUGAUCAUGUGAACAAAGCUCUGCAUUCUACUAUAAAGCAGCAUUCUUUCAUUGGCGUAUUGGACAUUUACGGGUUCGAGACAUUUGAGAUAAACAGCUUUGAACAGUUUUGUAUAAACUAUGCCAAUGAAAAACUGCAGCAACAGUUCAAUAUGCAUGUCUUUAAGCUGGAACAGGAGGAAUAUAUGAAGGAACAAAUUCCAUGGACCUUGAUUGAUUUCUAUGACAAUCAGCCUUGUAUUAAUCUCAUAGAGGCCAAAUUGGGCAUCUUGGAUCUGCUAGAUGAGGAAUGUAAGAUGCCUAAAGGAUCAGAUGACUCUUGGGCCCAGAAAUUGUAUAAUACACAUUUGAAGAAAUGUGCACUCUUCGAAAAACCACGUAUGUCAAACAAAGCUUUUAUCAUACAACACUUCGCUGACAAGGUGGAAUAUCAGUGUGAAGGCUUUCUGGAAAAGAACAAAGACACAGUUUAUGAAGAACAAAUCAAGGUCCUAAAAUCAAGUAAGAAGUUUAAGAUGCUUUCAGAGUUGUUUCAGGAUGAGGGGAAGGCCCUUAGUCCCACCUCAGCAACCUCUUCAGGUCGCAUGCUGCUGUCUCGCACUGCUGUAAAACCCGCCAAGGCCAAACCAGGUCAAGCAAGCAAAGAACAUAAGAAAACUGUAGGACAUCAGUUUCGGAACUCUCUUCAUCUGCUGAUGGAAACCCUUAAUGCUACAACUCCACACUACGUGCGUUGUAUUAAACCCAAUGACUUCAAGUUUCCAUUCACGUUUGAUGAAAAGCGAGCAGUUCAGCAGCUCAGAGCUUGUGGUGUUCUGGAAACUAUCCGGAUCAGCGCAGCUGGCUUCCCCUCAAGGUGGACGUAUCAAGAGUUCUUCAGCCGCUACCGUGUCCUGAUGAAGCAAAAAGAUGUUCUUAGUGACAGAAAACAGACAUGCAAAAAUUUGUUGGAGAAGCUGAUUCUGAACAAGGAUAAGUACCAGUUUGGUAAGACAAAAAUAUUUUUUCGGGCUGGUCAAGUCGCCUAUCUGGAAAAAAUAAGAGCAGAUAAGCUGAGAGUUGCCUGCAUCCGCAUCCAGAAGACAAUCCGAGGGUGGCUGAUGCGAAAGAAGUACCUGCGCAUGAGGAAAGCAGCCAUCACCAUUCAGAGAUAUGUCAGAGGGUACCAGGCACGAUGCUAUGCCAAGUUCUUGCGAAGAACCAGGGCUGCCAUCAUAAUUCAGAAGUUCCAGCGCAUGUAUGUGGUUCGGAAAAGAUACCAUCUCAUGCGAGCUGCCACUAUUGUGCUUCAGUCACUUUUACGAGGUUACAUAGCAAGGAACAAAUACCAGCAGAUGCUUCGAGAGCACAAGGCUAUUAUUAUUCAGAAGCACGUGCGGGGCUGGCUGGCUUGUGUGUGCUACCAUAGGAGCUUGAAGGCAAUUGUCUACCUGCAAUGCUGCUAUAGGCGUAUGAUGGCCAAGAGGGAGCUGAAGAAGCUGAAGAUAGAGGCGCGCUCUGUGGAACGGUACAAGAAACUCAAUAUUGGGAUGGAGAACAAGAUCAUGCAGCUGCAGCGUAAAGUUGAUGAGCAGAACAAAGACUACAAAUCCCUGCUGGAGAAACUAACUAACCUGGAAACCACAUACAACACAGAGACCGAGAAGCUGCGGAGUGAUGUGGAAAGGCUUCGCAUGAGUGAGGAGCAGGCUAAGAACGCCACGAACCGCGUGAACACGCUCCAGGAGGAGAUCACCAAGCUUCGAAAGGAGCUGCACCAAACACAGUCUGAGAAGAAGACAAUUGAGGAAUGGGCAGACAAAUACAAACAGGAAACGGAGCAGUUGGUAUCAGAACUAAAAGAGCAAAACACAUUACUGAAAAAGGAAAAGGAGGAGCUGAAUCGUCGCAUCCAUGAUCAGGCCAAGGAGAUGACAGAGACCAUGGAGAAGAAGCUUGUUGAGGAAACGAAACAGCUGGAGCUAGAUCUGAAUGAUGAAAGGUUAAGGUAUCAGAAUCUGCUGAAUGAGUUCAGCCGCUUAGAGGAGCGCUAUGAGGAUCUCAAGGAUGAGGUGAAUCUGAUGGUGAGCAUCCCCAAGCCUGGGCACAAAAGAACGGAUUCCACACACAGCAGCAAUGAAUCUGAAUAUACAUUUAGCUCUGAGAUUACAGAGACAGAAGACUUACCACUGAGAAUGGAGCAGGAGCCAAGUGAGAAAAAGGCACCACUGGACAUGUCUCUGUUCCUCAAGCUGCAGAAACGGGUUACAGAGCUGGAGCAGGAAAAGCAAUCCUUGCAGGAUGAACUGGACAGGAAGGAGGAACAGGCUCUCCGCAUCAAGACCAGGGAGGAGGAGGAAAGACCGCCAAUGAGAGGCGCAGAACUAGAGUAUGAGUCACUCAAGCGUCAAGAACUUGAAUCUGAGAACAAGAAGCUGAAGAAUGAGCUGAAUGAGCUGCAGAAGGCCCUUUUGGAGAAGAGUUCUCCAGAGGUGACUGCUCCUGGUGCCCCUGCCUAUAGAGUCCUCCUGGAUCAGCUUACCUCAGUAAGUGAGGAACUGGAGGUACGCAAAGAAGAAGUCCUCAUCCUGAGGUCUCAGCUGGUGAGUCAGAAGGAGGCUAUUCAACCCAAGGAGGAUAAGAAUACUAUGACAGAUUCUACAAUCCUCUUGGAGGAUGUACAGAAGAUGAAAGACAAAGGAGAAAUAGCACAGGCAUAUAUAGGGCUAAAGGAAACAAACAGGCUCCUAGAAUCUCAGCUUCAGUCCCAGAAAAAGAGUCACGACAAUGAGCUGGAAGCUCUCCGGGGUGAGAUUCAGAGUCUGAAGGAGGAGAAUAACCGCCAGCAGCAGCUUUUAGCACAGAACCUGCAGCUGCCCCCGGAGGCCCGGAUUGAGGCCAGUCUACAGCAUGAGAUCACCCGGCUGACUAAUGAAAACCUGUUUUAUGAGGAGUUAUAUGCAGAUGAUCCCAUGAAGUAUCAGUCGUAUCGGAUUUCACUUUACAAGCGGAUGAUUGAUUUAAUGGAGCAGCUUGAAAAGCAGGACAAGACAGUUCGCAAGCUGAAAAAGCAGCUGAAAGUGUUUGCUAAAAAGAUUGGUGAACUUGAAGUGGGCCAGAUGGAAAACAUUUCACCUGGGCAAAUUAUUGAUGAACCCAUACGUCCAGUUAAUAUUCCACGGAAAGAAAAGGACUUCCAAGGAAUGUUAGAAUAUAAGAAGGAUGAUGAGCCAAAACUGGUCAAGAAUCUUAUUUUAGAACUGAAACCACGUGGUGUAGCAGUCAACCUGAUCCCAGGACUACCAGCAUAUAUAUUAUUCAUGUGUGUCCGCCAUGCUGAUUACCUUAAUGAUGAUCAAAAAGUGAGAUCAUUGCUGACUUCCACUAUUAAUGGUAUCAAAAAAGUAUUGAAGAAAAGAGGUGACGACUUUGAAACGGUCUCCUUCUGGCUAUCUAAUACCUGCCGAUUUUUGCACUGUCUGAAGCAGUAUAGUGGAGAAGAGGGAUUUAUGAAGCACAACACGCCUCGUCAGAAUGAACACUGCCUCACCAAUUUUGACUUAGCUGAAUACAGACAGGUAUUGAGUGACUUGGCUAUUCAGAUCUACCAGCAACUCGUCAGAGUGUUAGAGAAUAUUCUGCAGCCAAUGAUUGUUUCAGGAAUGCUGGAGCAUGAAACUAUUCAAGGCGUCUCAGGGGUAAAGCCACCAGGGCUGCGAAAGAGAACGUCUAGUAUUGCUGAUGAAGGGACCUACACGCUGGACUCCAUCAUUAGACAGCUGAACACAUUUCACUAUGUAAUGUGUCAGCAUGGUAUGGAUCCGGAGUUGAUCAAGCAAGUUGUUAAGCAAACAUUCUACAUCACUGGGGCAGUAACCCUGAAUAACCUCCUUCUGCGCAAGGACAUGUGUUCCUGGAGCAAAGGGAUGCAGAUACGGUACAAUGUGAGUCAACUUGAAGAAUGGCUACGUGACAAAAAUUUGAUGAAUAGUGGGGCUAAAGAAACACUGGAGCCUCUCAUUCAGGCUGCACAGUUGUUGCAGGUGAAAAAGAAGACGGAUGAAGAUGCAGAAGCCAUUUGUUCAAUGUGCAAUGCUCUAACUACUGCACAGAUUGUAAAAGUUUUGAAUUUGUAUACUCCAGUUAAUGAGUUUGAAGAAAGGGUCUCAAUAUCAUUUAUACGUACGAUACAGAUGCGUUUACGAGACAGGAAAGACUCUCCUCAGCUGCUAAUGGAUGCUAAACACAUCUUUCCUGUUACUUUUCCAUUUAAUCCAUCCUCCCUUGCAUUAGAAACCAUUCAAAUUCCAGCCAGCUUGGGCCUAGCAUUCAUCUCACGUGUCUGAACCAAGGAUGCACUGUCAGCUGUUGACAAUGAGUCUGUUGCCUGAAAUCUGAAUCCAUUAAAACAUAGUGAGCCACUGAAAAUACGUUUUUGAAGGGACAACACUGUAUAUGCCCAGAUUUUUAGUAUGGGUAGCUGGAAAUCUACAUAACUGUACCACAACUGGAAGGCUGGUAGAAAGAUGUGCAUUUGUAUAGGUCAUUUUCAUGUAGACACAUUACUGAUUGUUACGUUUCCAGAGUAUGAAUAUAGGGCUUGGGCAAAAAUUGUCUUCAGCUGCCUAGAGACAUUUUUAGAUCUUUAGUAACAUAUUUAAAUAGUGUACAUUAAAAUCCAUACACAAUCUGCUCAUAGGUAGGGACCAAUAAGGACAGACACGGUACUAUAAGUGGAGGACUGGAAGUAAUGCAUUUUGUAGUAGAAUACAUAGUCAUGUAGGAAUCUAUUUCUCCAUUAGAGUUUUUGACAAUUUAAACAUAGCGAACUUGCAAUAUAUAAAACAAUUUGUUAAACAACUUCCUUAUUUAUGUCAGUAUGACAUAAAUUAUGAAGUAUUAAAGUCUUUUGGCUUACUGUGCGAUAUAACAUAGGUGUUCAUUUGUUAGUACUGUGGUUUACUAAACAUAUUAAACUGCUGCUGAAUAUUGUGUUCUUUAAAAUGUAUGACAGUAUCCUUUAUUAGGCACUAAAAUAAGAGACUUCACUUUUUAUUAUCAACUUUGUUUACAGUCCAAUGCAAUCUAUUCUUUUAACUGGAUUUAUGCAAAUGUCAACAAAUAUCACCUGGAAAGGAAAAAUGGUAACUAAGCACAAGUAGCACACUGGAAGUUACAUAAUAGUUUUCUUUAAAGAUAGGGCACUAAAAUACUCGUCUUGUGGCAAAA
Mauremys reevesii (Reeves's turtle) is the source of this 6485-nucleotide messenger RNA. RefSeq names its product myosin VA (gene MYO5A). The transcript has 42 exons. The coding region runs from base 32 to 5602 and encodes 1856 amino acids. Gene Ontology annotation, molecular function: actin filament binding; ATP binding; microfilament motor activity. Gene Ontology annotation, biological process: actin filament organization; vesicle transport along actin filament. Gene Ontology annotation, cellular component: cytoplasm; vesicle; actin cytoskeleton. Lineage: Eukaryota; Metazoa; Chordata; Testudines; Geoemydidae. The record is from RefSeq and is a predicted model, not a curated record.